GGGGCGGAUAGGGGAACAAAAGCCUCUUGUGAAACACAAUCCAUUCAUUACAUUACCCCUUAAUCUUUAUCUUACUGGUUCAAAUUACACCAUAAAACCUCAAUUGCAAUUGCAUCAUCAUCAAACAAGAAAGCCAUUAAUGUCGUCGAAGAAAGGAGGAACUGCGUUGCAGAAAGAUGCACCAUGGAGGGCAGCUUCUUCAACUGCCACCAAACCCCUCCCCAAAAUCCACCUUUCCCCUCUUUUAUCCCUCCCUCAAAACCCCCACACAGAUUAUGCUCUCUCUCUCAUCAAGCACCCGGAUCCGAUUGGAUACGGGUUAGGGACGGAAGCUAUAGUGGAAGCAGCAGGGCCAGAGUGUGUUGUUCCUGGACAGAUUACACCAGUUAAACUUCUUGGACUAAAGGUCUGGCCUGUCGAUAUUGACUUGAAGUUUUUGGAACCUGUUGGCAAAGAACUCAAAAAUAUUGGAAAGUUUAUGGAUUCCGCAGUUGAGGUUAUGAACAGAUCUUUUGAGGAUCGUUAGGAUUACAAGCCGUUUACGAGGUUUAUUUUGCAGCAUUCUAGUUACGAGUAUGAGUGUAAUCGUCAACUCCCCGGGUCUUCAAAAUGUUUCUUGUAGCUUUGUUCAUGAUUUCUCAUCAUUCUUGUUGUGUUGAAACUAGAACACAUGUUAUACAGCAGUAUUUUUGAAAUCUGACUUUUGUGGUCAAACUUCUUGUUUAGCUCAAGCUUAAUAUUGAUAUGAGUUCUUUGUUACAAGUUAA
Helianthus annuus (common sunflower) is the source of this 767-nucleotide messenger RNA. RefSeq lists its product as uncharacterized. Gene Ontology annotation, cellular component: chloroplast envelope. The transcript has 4 exons. Bases 140 to 526 code for a protein of 128 amino acids. NCBI's taxonomy places the organism in Eukaryota, Viridiplantae, Streptophyta, Magnoliopsida, Asterales, Asteraceae. The record is from RefSeq and is a predicted model, not a curated record.